Molecule: messenger RNA, 1416 nt
Organism: Oncorhynchus masou masou (cherry salmon)
Lineage: Eukaryota; Metazoa; Chordata; Actinopteri; Salmoniformes; Salmonidae
Gene: myg1
Product: myg1 exonuclease
Cellular component (GO): cytoplasm; nucleus
Source: RefSeq, a predicted model, not a curated record
CAGUCCGUCGGAAAUUACAGUCCGCCUCAUUAUCUUCAGCAGCGUGUGUAGCAGCUAACUUCAUGUUAGCACCGAACCUGUUGAAAUUCACUUUCCGAACUUCAGUGUUUACUAGUGUUUAUAGAAAUAUACCGGUUAGAGACAGAAUACCAGUUGCAGAAAGAAGAUACAUGUCACACCAACCCAAGCGACUCUGCACAGAAAACAUGUCUGGUAAAAUAAUCGGCACCCAUAACGGGACAUUUCAUUGUGAUGAAGUGCUAGCCUGUUUCUUCCUUCACCAGCUCCCGGAGUACAAGGAUGCUGAGAUCGUCAGAACUCGGGACCCUGCAGAGCUCGCCAAGUGUGACAUCGUGGUGGAUGUGGGAGGAGAGUUUGACCCCAAUAAGCAUCUCUAUGACCAUCAUCAGAGGACCUUCUCCGAGACGUUCCACAGCCUGUGUCCAGAGAAGCCCUGGGUGACCAAGUUGAGCUCGGCUGGUUUGGUCUACCUUCAUUUUGGCCGGAGGGUCCUUUCUCAGCUCACCUCCCUGAAGGAAGGAGACAGACAGCUGGAGGUGCUCUAUGAUAAGCUGUAUGAGAACUUGGUGGAGGAGGUGGAUGCUGUGGACAACGGGAUCUCCCAGUAUGAUGGAGGCUCAUACGCUGUCUCUACCACUCUCAGCGCCCACGUCGGACACCUUAACCCACGCUGGAACAGCAAGAGCCAGGACACCAAGGAGGGCUUCCAUAAGGCUCUGGCCAUGGUAGGAGCAGAGUUCCUGGACCGGGUUGACUUCUACCAGAACUCCUGGCUUCCUGCCCGUGUGGUGGUGGAGGAAGCUGUGCAGACGAGGAAGCAGGUUGACCCCAGUGGCGAGGUAGUGGUGUUUUCUCAGGGUGGUUGUCCCUGGAAGGAGCACCUGUUUUCCCUGGAGAAGGAGCUGAGCGUGGACACCCCCAUUAAGUUUGUCCUCUACCCUGACCAGAACGGACAGUGGAGAGUCCAGUGUGUCCCAGCCGGUCUGUACACCUUCAAUAACAGGUAGUGGUCUCUGUUGGAGGAGUGGCGCGGGGUACGUGACGAUGCCCUGUCAGAGCUCAGUGGGAUCCCCGACUGUGUCUUUGUCCACGCCGGAGGUUUCAUCGGUGGGAACAAGACCAAGGAAGGGGCGUUGGAGAUGGCCCGCAGGACCCUGCAGGCUGCAGCCAAGUCCCCAUCCAAACACACCAACUGCAGCUGAUCUUGGCCCAGUCCCGGGGGAUGGUUAACCAAGAAAGCUCAGUGUCGCUUGGCCUACCUCCGCUUUGUAGUGUGAACGUAGUUCUACCACACACACACACACACACUCUCAAUCACGUCACUGUUCGGUUAAAUGAAUUGUACUGUAUGUGUGUUGCACUUGUUUUGCUUUUAAAAAAAAUACUACAUUUUGA